CUUGCCAGUGCCAUUUUAUUUCCCCCCUUGUUUUGUGUGUGCUUUGUACGUACGUAGUAAAGAGAAGAUCCCCGGCUUUCCGUCCCACCUUUGAUCUACCCAGAUCUCUCUUCUGUCUCUUUUGACAGGCUUCUUUCUUACUUUUUGCAUUCGCUUUUUCUGCCGUAAACUUUGACAUCGAAAACACUCGUUUUUUCCCAUUUGGACUUUUAUUUCCCGAUCCUGUCUGCUUUGGCGGGAGGGCUUAGUACACACACUGAGGUCUGUGGUGCUUGUGUCGCUCGCUUACAAGCUACCCUGAUUGACCACCAUAUCACGACGUCGCUUCAUAUCGACGCCCAUUUCCUUAUAGAGGGAUUCAUACCUAGACAGGGCGGCAUGAUGUUUUCUUCACCGACAGCCUUUGUGGCUCAGGCUGCGCUUCUGGGAGGUCUUCUCGUUCAAUCGGUCGACGCACAGUAUUACAAGAUUGGAACAAAGGAUGAGAUUAAGCAAUCAGCGCGAACACUGGCGUAUGAUCUCAUGUUGCAAUAUGACGGUAACCAGACUGGCAUGAUUCCCGGUAUCUUGCCCGGUCCUCCAACAGAAUACAAGGGCGACUACUACUGGUGGGAAGGUGGAGCGAUGAUGGGAACAUAUAUCGAUUACUGGAAGCUCACCGGCGACGAGAGCUACAACCACGUAGUGAUGGAGGGCAUGCUUCACCAAACAGGCGACGGCCACGAUUACAUGCCCAGCAACCACAGCGCAUCCCUCGGAAACGACGAUCAAGGCUUCUGGGGCAUGUCCGCCAUGCUUGCAGCAGAGAACAAAUUCCCCAAUCCACCCGAUGACCAACCCCAAUGGCUCGCCCUCGCACAGGCCGUAUGGACGACACAGGCUAAGCCCGAGCGACACGAUGACGAGUGUAACGGUGGAAUGCGAUGGCAGAUCCCCUUCACCAACUCUGGAUACGAUUACAAGAACACCAUUGCCAACGGAUGCUUCUUCAACAUCGGCGCUCGUCUUGCGCGAUACACAGGAAACGAAACAUAUGCGAAAUACGCCGAAGAGACGUGGGAGUGGCUCUGGAACGUCAACUACAUCGAUCACGAGAGGUGGCUCGUCUACGAUGGCGGACACGUCGGAAAGAACUGUACCGACAUCAACAAGGCCACCUUUUCCUACAACGCCGCCAUUCUCAUCCAAGGCGCUGCCUUUAUGUACAACUUUACCAACGGUUCCAAUGUAUGGGAGGACCGCAUCGACAAGCUCCUCGACGCUACGCUCAAGAACUUCUUCCCCAAGGACAUCAUGUACGAAGUCCCCUGCGAGGGCCGCAAGGGCGCCUGCUCGACCGACAUGUUGUCCUUCAAGGGCUACGUGCACCGCUGGCUCGCAGUGACAACACAAGUCGCGCCCUUCACCGCGGAAAGGAUCCUCCCCGUGCUGCAGACAUCCACAGAAGCGGCCGUGAAGCAAUGCACCGGCGGAGACUCGGGUCGCAAAUGCGGUUUCUACUGGAGCGGCGGUGAAUUCGUGGACCCUGCUGUUGACGAGACUAGCGGCGCGGGCGAACAGAUGAACGUGCUAGCUGCGGUGUCGAGUUUACUGAUCGGCGACGCUGAACCGCCUGCGACGAAUAAGACGGGUGGUAUUUCGAAGGGUGAUCCAAAGGCUGGUGAGGAUUCGCAUGAUAAUCCUGAGCCGGAACCUAUCACGACUGCGGAUCGGGCGGGAGCGGGUAUCCUGACGUUCUUGGUCCUUGCGGGUGCUGUUGGAACGUUUGGAUGGAUGUGUUUUGAUUGAGCGAUUUGAAAGUUUGAGUAUGGCGUUGGUUUUGAACAUAUGCAAGAAACUCGACUGGCGAGCGAGG
Molecule: messenger RNA, 1855 nt
Organism: Fusarium oxysporum Fo47
Lineage: Eukaryota; Fungi; Ascomycota; Sordariomycetes; Hypocreales; Nectriaceae
Product: glycoside hydrolase
Exons: 5
Coding region: 379-1788 (469 amino acids)
Biological process (GO): carbohydrate catabolic process; fungal-type cell wall biogenesis
Molecular function (GO): mannan endo-1,6-alpha-mannosidase activity
Source: RefSeq, a predicted model, not a curated record